GGGAGAGAGAAUCUCAAGCAGACUCCACACUCAGCACAGAGCCUGACUCGGGGCUCAAUCCCAUGACCCUGGGAUCAUGACCUGGGCCAAAGGCAAGAGCCUCAACCAACCGAGCCGCUCAGGUGCCCCAGAAAGUUACUCUUAUUAGCCAUUUUACAGAUGAGGAAAUGGAGGCACAAAGAGGUCAAGUAACUUGUGUAUAGUCAUAGAACUAGUGCGUUGUGUGGUUCCAGAACCUAUGUUCUUACUUGUUAUGCUGUCCUGUCUAAAAGAGGAGGGAGCGGAGGCCAGGGAGGAGAAGGGGCCGGUUUGGUCGUUUGGCCAGGUGACAGGGAUGGGGGGGCCGGGACCUCUUGUCUUCAGCCUCAGGGUUCUUCCUUCCACAGCCCCUCCUGACAGUUCCUCUGUCCCCACCCAGCCUCCCCAUGGACCUCCCCAGAGUUAACAGUCGCCUGGCCUCUUACUUGGCGGGCAGCUCCAGCCCAAAGAGGCUGCACCCACAUUCCCUGGCUGCUCUCCAGCCCGCAGGAGCUGAGGCAACAAAGUCCAGUGAGUGUGAGGGCUGAGCAGAGGCCGCCGAAGGGGAGGCAGCAUCAGGGAGCUGCCGAGAGGAAGGACUGUCCAGCUUCCAGAUGCUAGGCCUCCUGGGAAGCACGACCCUCGCGGGCUUGAUCACAGGCAUUGCCGUGGCUCUUCUGCUGUUGGUGCUGCUGCUGGCCACCUGCCUGUACCACGGACAGCGGGACCAUGACGUGGAGAGGAACCGCCUGGCCGCGAGGAGAAACCGAGUCCGGUGGGCCCAGCCUUGGCUCCUCCCGGGCCGGGGCCACCCGGGACACGCUCACUGUUUCCGUCAUCCUGGCCACGUGUCUCACACGCACCACGUGGGCCUCCACCACCAUCGCCUCCACCGACACCUCUACCACCAAGCCCACCACCAAGCCCACCUCCAUGCCCACCGAGGCCACCACUGACGCCUGCGAAUGGCAGCCACUGCCUGCCCUCCCGUGGACCCCCAUGCUCCUGUGCAGAAGGGCGCCUCUCUGUGCCCCUCCAAGUCCAGGAAGUCUUGUGCUCACAUCUUUCAGGACAGCUCUUCUUCCAGAAGUCGCCAGCGGAGUUGACCACAGUUCUUGGAAUCCAGACCAGAGGCUUAGAAAA
Messenger RNA from Felis catus (domestic cat), 1161 nucleotides. RefSeq names its product histidine rich carboxyl terminus 1 (gene HRCT1). The coding region runs from base 633 to 974 and encodes 113 amino acids. The transcript is spliced from 2 exons. Lineage: Eukaryota; Metazoa; Chordata; Mammalia; Carnivora; Felidae. The record is from RefSeq and is a predicted model, not a curated record.